GAUGUCAGCGGCGGGCGGGCGCUCAGCCAUGGUGUGAGGGCAGGGACUGAGCCGGCCCGGCCCGGCCCGGCUCGGCGGCGGCAGCAGCACCAUGUCGGGCCCGAGCGCCGUGUCGGACCCGCAGCACCCGGCGCGGCUGCUGCGGGCGCUCAGCUCGUUCCGGGAGGAGACGCGGUUCUGCGACGCGCACCUGGUGCUGGAGGGCGAGGAGAUCCCGGUGCAGAAGAACAUCCUGGCGGCCGCCAGCCCCUACAUCAGAACAAAAUUGAAUUACAAUCCUCCAAAGGAUGAUGGCUCAACAUACAAGAUUGAACUCGAAGGGAUAUCUGUUGAUAUAAUGAAAGAGAUACUAGACUACAUCUUCAGUGGGCAGAUCAGGCUAAAUGAAGAAACUAUCCAAGAUGUGGUACAGGCAGCUGAUCUCCUGCUGCUUACAGACUUAAAAACUCUCUGCUGUGAGUUUUUAGAAGGUUGCAUAGCUGCUGAGAACUGUAUUGGUAUUCGGGACUUUGCACUGCACUAUUGUUUGCAUCAUGUUCACUACCUUGCCUCAGAGUAUCUGGAAACUCACUUUCGAGAUGUCAGCAGCACAGAGGAAUUCUUGGAACUGACUCCUCAAAAACUGAAAGAAGUGCUGUCGAUGGAAAAGCUCAAUGUUGGAAACGAAAGAUACGUCUUUGAAGCGGUGAUUAGGUGGAUUUCUCAUGAUUCAGAUUCCAGAAAGGUCCACAUGAAGGAUGUGAUGUCGGCAGUGUGGGUGUCGGGGCUGGACGCGGCGUAUCUGCGCGAGCAGAUGAUGAGCGAGCCGCUGGUCCGAGAGAUCGUCAAGGAGUGCAACAACAUCCCCCUGACACCCCCGCAGCAGGGAGAGGCCAUGCUGGCCUCCUUCAAGCCCCGGGGCUACUCCGAGUGCAUCGUGACUGUUGGGGGCGAAGAGAGAGUAUCACGGAAACCAACCUCAGUGAUGCGGUGUAUGUGUCCUCUUUAUGAUCCCAAUAGACAGCUCUGGAUUGAACUUGCUCCUAUGAGUAUUCCAAGGAUCAAUCAUGGAGUAUUGUCAGCAGAAGGAUUUUUAUUUGUGCUUGGUGGUCAGGAUGAAAACAAGGGAACGCUAAGCUCUGGAGAGAAAUAUGAUCCAGACACCAAUUCAUGGAGUUCCUUACCACCAAUGCAUGAGGCACGACACAAUUUUGGUGUGGUAGAGAUUGAUGGGAUUCUGUAUAUUCUGGGAGGUGAGGAUGGUGAAAGGGAGCUGAUCUCUAUGGAGAGCUAUGAUAUUUAUAGCCGGACCUGGACCAAGCAGCCAGACUUGACCAUGGUUAGAAAGAUUGGCUGCUAUGCAGCUAUGAAGAAGAAAAUCUAUGCAAUGGGUGGAGGCUCCUAUGGAAAACUCUUUGAAUCUGUGGAGUGUUACGACCCCAGGACUCAGCAGUGGACAGCAAUCUGUCCUCUCAAAGAGAGGAGAUUUGGGGCAGUGGCCUGUGGAGUUGCCUCUGAGCUUUAUGUAUUUGGUGGGGUCAGGAGUCGUGACGACAGCCAAGCCAGCGAGAUGGUGACAUGCAAAUCAGAAUUUUAUCAUGAUGAGUUUAAAAGGUGGAUUUAUCUAAAUGACCAGAAUUUAUGUAUCCCAACUAGCUCUUCUUUUGUGUAUGGAGCUGUGCCCAUCGGAGCCAGCAUAUACGUGAUUGGAGAUCUCGAUACAGGUACAAACUAUGACUAUGUUAGGGAAUUUAAGAGAAGCACGGGCACCUGGCAGCGCACGAAGCCGCUGUUCCCCUCAGACCUGCGCCGGACGGGCUGCGCAGCGCUGCGGAUCGCCAACUGCAAACUCUUCCGGCUGCAGCUGCAGCAGGGAUUGUUCCGCAUCCGCGUCCCUUCGCCGUGAUCCGUGCGCUGCCAGGGGAGGAGACUGGAAGAGUUCUGUGCAGUCCACCAUAAUCUAGCUCUAUUUAAAGGAAAAGCUGAGAAAUUACAGCUGAAAAUUACACUGUAUGCUGUGCUUUGGUAUGGUAACUGUUUUUGUUUUAAAUGCUUACAAAGCUUGAGUCUCAGUACUUGUUUCGGGAACAAAUAACUUAAGUACACAUUAAAGAGGAGAGAAGGGGGAAAAUAAAAGGGGAGAUCAAGGAAACACCUUCAGUCAUAACCAUUUGGAUUUUAAACCUUGUUAUUGGAGUAGGAUUUUUGUGUGUGAAACUGGUGGGAAUCAGUUUCCUUUGGCGAAGCUUAUUGAAAAGCAAAAACAAAACAAAAAAAUGCUUUCAGGUGCAUUUCCCCUGCGGGGAACUGAUAUGAAUCCAUGUGCUAUCUGGAACUGGAUAGCUGUAGUACACAGAAGCUACAUGAUAACCAACCUCCCUGCUGUGCUGCUGUUGGAGCCUGAGGCCACAGGAGGUGUUGGUCGUUGCACCUUUUAUUUCUAGUCCUUUCUCAAAAGAUAAGGUCUGUGCCUAAAAAGUGGUGGAGGUGUGUACAUAUGGUUUUUCAUUAAUUUGCAACGGUUUCAUUCUGACAAAUAUUUUUAAUAUAUUUAAAAUGGACUAAUCUGAAAUGGAUACACCCCAGGAAAUGGAUACAGUACACCACAAAGAAGUAAACAGUUUUUUCCCUACGCUGUCAUUCGAGUAGCCUGACAAACUGGUCUGCAGGUGGGUGGCAUGCGCUUCUAGGUGGGCUUUGGUGGCUGUUUUCCUUGAAGUGAAAAGGGAAGACAUGUUUGGAACAGUUAGUGAUGAUUGCUGCUUUUGGUAAGAGCAAAAGGACAAACUAAAUAGAUUGUGUUCCUUUUUACUUCAGAUCGCUUGCAAGCUAAGAAUGGUUUUUAAGACUGAGGAUUGUAGAAAGGUGUAUUUUAUGUCUCUUACAACAAAAGUGAAAUAUGACAAGGUUAUAUUUAUUUUGCAGAAAACAUGGGGUUUGAACUAAGAAUUAAGGAAAAAUUGUACAGUGACUUUAAAUUGGGAUCAAAAGUUGGUUUACUAAUGAUUUCUGUGCUACAGUACAGUCUUGUUUACUGCUGUCUGACUUUGGAAGCUGGGUUUUAUGGUGUGGUUAUAGUGAAGAACUUAGUAUCUUGCAUUUUAUUUCUUACUAAGCCUUGUUCACAUCAGUAGUGAUAUUUAAUUGACUUUUGUUUGUAGUCAAGAUCAGCUGAUAGAACAGUUUUACCUCAAUUUUUGAUUUCAUUGUUGUUGUGAUGGGUGGGACAUAACCUGUAUUUAUUUAAAAGGAAUAAACUGGGAGAGAUGGAAAAUAGAAAUAAUACCUCCUGCCCUUCAGAAAAAGAGACUUUGUACAACCAGUAUUAUAACUACAUACAAGACUAUCCAAUCUGCAACUUUGUGGACCUCAGACAAGCCAAACUCUGCCCUCAGUUGUGUUAGUGUAAACCUUCCUCAUCUUUAUUGAAAUAAUUUUACAUAUGUUGAAAUAUGAUCCCAAACUAGGUCAAAAUAUUGGUAUUUCACUAAAUAGUCUUUGAAGAGCCAUUCUGAAACUUACUUCUGCUCAGUCCUUCCAUAGCACUGAUGUGGGGUUGGAAUUACUCUGAUUCCUGAGCAGAGGAGUGUGGGAGGGUGAGGAAAAGGGCAGCAGCCAACCCACUGACCUUUUUUUUUAUUUUUAUUUUUUACAAUGCUGAAGUGCUGCAAAACUUGAACUAUAUACAUCGAUUUUCUGACCUAUAUUAGUUGGCAUAUUAAAAAGUUUAUAUAUUUAUGCAUUGCAGUAAACUUGGUGUGUAUAUAUAUAUAUAUGUCUUUAGAUUUUAAAUUUAUAUAUAAUGCUUUACCACAGAAAUGUGAACCACUAUUUCCAUCCUUGGCCGGCUUGUGAAAUAAAUCAAGUGCUGUUAGUUAUGUAAAACUUCCCCUUUUUCAAAAAUCUUACAUGGGUCAAUUUUUUUUUCCUCAGACAAAGUGCCAAGAUCCCAUAUGCAAAAGUGAUGAAUGUUCCUAAGUAUCUGUUUCACUUUGAGCUCAGUUUUCUAAGUGGUUUGGAAAACUUCAGAAAAUGUUAUUCAGAAUAUUGCCAGCUGCUAUCUCCUGAGUCCCUGUAGCUUCCCAGUACACUUGAGGGCAUUCAGCAUCCAGAAAAUGUAAGUGAUAAAUGCACAUGAUAAAUCCAAGUAAAUACUCUAGCAGUGUUUUGCAGUUCAAGUUACUGAACCAAAUGUUUACACUUAGAGUAGGAUUAACACUAGGUGUUCUUAGUUAAUUUUUUUUUAAAGAAAAAUAAAACAAAUCUGCUGGUGAUUGGAGCAUGUUGCAAAUGCACUCAGUGAGAUUUGACCAAGAAGUUUAGGCCUCUGUACCUGAACCAGUCGCAAACUGAAUUUCUGAGCACACUGUACUCAUGUCACGUUCCUUGUGGCUGGGAACCAAGUCUCCAAGGAUGUUCUCCAGGGGUUUUGAGUGCGUGCUCAAGCUUUAGGCACUCCUGAGAUGUCAAAACUGGUUUCUUUGGCAUUGCCUAAGGGGAUGGGACCAUUCCCCAUCUGCAUUGUCUGUGGGACUGAUCCAGGAGCUGUUCUAGGCUCUGUGUGUGCAGGAGGGAAGGGAUGUGUCUUCUGUCUGUCCAGCUCUGAUCUGGGAGUGCAUCCCUUGGAUUGUGCAAUAACCAGGUUUGAUUUCCCUCUGAAUUUGGAGCAAGGCUUUGAAGCCAAGGCUCCCCUUUCUGCAGGGAUUGUACCAGUGAUGGUGUAGGGGUGAAGAGGCAGAGCUCACCUCUGGCUUCUCUUUCUCUUUACUGAGGGGUGGUUGAUUUCAGAAGGGGAGGGAGGCUGUGAUGGUACCAGAGGUGCUGAGAGGAGGGAGGUCACCAGUUUGCUGAGUGUUGAAUGUGCAAACAGCUGUAGAUUGAGCUGGGUUCACUGGUAAAUGCCACCACUCAGCUGUCCCUGCUCUCCUGGCACUGUGUACCGCUGCACAUGAUGGCUGAACCACAUGGGAAACAACUCGGGAGUUUUUCCGAGUUGCAGUCCGGGGGUUUUAGGUGGUUUGGCAGCUUAGAAACUUGUUUAAGUUGUCCUUGCUUAGCACAGUGGCCUUAAUUCCUCCCAGCUGAUGAGUUGACACUGACAUUCAUUCAGGUCCUCCACAGGUGACUGUUUGAAUGUGUGUCCUGGCCAGCUGUCUGUGCAGGAUGAGGACUGGCUGGGCCACCUUGAGCUUGAGGCACUUGGGCUGGGCCACUGCAUCUGUUGGCCUUUCCCUAGUGAGGAACUGGACCCACCCCAGCUACUGAAAUGAGAAAAUCACCAAAUGCGGGGUAGGAAUUGCGGAAGAUGGAAUGAGUGGUGGCUUUUUUCUCUCCUUACUCCAUCUCUUCCCACAAUUCCCCCAAGAAAAGUUUCUUCUUCCUUUUUUUCUUGUGCCACAGAUAAUUUUAGAAAAAUGUUGGAAUUGUCAAUUUUAGGGGAAAAGUGGGGGGAAAAGUAUAUGCUACUGUAAGCACACAGCAGUGUCCUUUGUGCUUGUUUUACACUUGUAGCCUUGUGGUGGCUGUGCACAGCAGAGAGAUUACAGAAGCAAAGGUGUAAAGUGCUGUUGCCCUCAUAAAAUAAAUCCCUUGAGUUUCUGAGGGAGGCACAUGCCUGGCCUGGCUCUGUUCCUUACCUGGCCUUGACAGAUGCUCAUAUUCCUAAAGAGUCAGGGUUGGAUUUCAGAUCCUCUCCCUUGCUGGUUUUAUACUUGAAGAGGCAUCCUGAAGUCUUGGGUUUUGCUGUACCAUAGCAAGAUCUGGUUGUCCUUAAAUAUUUUGUCACCUAAUCCUUAAAUUUUUGUUAUUGUGAAAAUGCUGUGUCAGCCCAGCUGCUUCUGGUCAAGUGGAAUUUCUGUAGCUUUGAAGGUACUUCAUCUUUAGAUUGAAGGGAAAUUAAUACAAAAUUACACAAAAGGACAGAGUUGAAUCUGAAAGCAGAAAAAGCUCAAAAUCAGCUCACUGAUAGCUGUGGCAGGCUGUGUCCCUGGUGUUUGACUGCACAGCACGUGCCUGGCACACAGCCUGCCUUCAGGAGCAGAGAUCUUGAUGAAAAUAAGAGGUUUUUAUCAAAGCUACUGAACCGCCUGGCUUAGGAACUCCCCCUCCAGAGCACACCAGGCAGCUUGACUGUUUUGCAAUAUUUCUGGUGCCUGCAUGACUCAGUAAAUGCACAAGUAAAGGACUGAGGGGUCUGGGGAGGUUUUCCCCUGUUUUAACUGCAGUUUCUCUGUUUGUUCCAUAAAUGCUGUGCACAGGCUCUGCUAUCAUGCAUGUGCCAUGCAGAGUGGAGGAUGCAAUAACCAAUCCAAAUUGUUACAAGUGCCAAACUUUUGAGUUCUUCUGUGUAUAACAAUAACUCAACUGUUCUACUAAAAUACAGAUAUGCUUAAAUUCACUGUGUUCCAAAAAAAAGAGCAGUGGUUCUUUUUUUUUUUAAAUGAAUGCUAUUGAAAGCAAUGUAAAUCUACUUUUUUAAUUUAAAUAUUGUUCUGCAGGUUUGUGUUACUCUUCACAGCUGCCUUGCCAUCACACUCCAUGUGAUGCAUAUGGACACUUUGCUCUUUCUUAGAGCACUGGUGCCACGCAAGUGUAUAAUAAAAGGCAGCUGACAACAGGCUUUAGUAUUUAAAAUUAUAACUGUUUAAAUUAAGUGCAAUUUAUUUGCAUUUAUUGACCUGCAGAAUGAAACUGUGCCUUGGGAAAUGUGGCUGUGCCCAGGGACACAGGCAGACUGAGCAUUGUAACUAAGGUGUGGUUUGGUGCCACUCACAGCAAUGCUUUCCAAGGAAUUAUAUUUAAUUUAAUGUUAAAUAGAUCCUUUCUGCCUCUAAUUUAGCACUGAGGAUUUGAGGGUUGUGUUCUCUUUAGCUCUUUGGAGUACUUAAACAGCUACUUCAGGUGGGUAGGAAGGGUGUUAAUUGCAUCCGUGUUUGUAGAAGCUGCUAUUUCCAUCUUCCCAAAGGAGUAUUUCCUUUUCCUGUUCAGGACUGAGUACAGGCCUGUGUUUCAGUCGUCACUGCUGCAGCCUUUUGACAUUUGCUAUUUCUGAUGCUCUUCCUUGUUUUUUCUUGGAGCUGUGUUUCCAAGGCACAUGGUCUGUGACAGAAAAGCACAGGGCAUGGGAAGGUGAGCCAGUAAAAGCCAAAGGCAGUGGGGUUUGGGGGAAACUGCUCAUUUUAGUGGGGGUCACCUCUGUGUGCUCUGAAGUUUAUUAAUAAGUUUGGCAUCGGCUCUCCAUCAUCCCUAUGGGUUUUGGUGUGGGUUUUUUUUCUUUUUUUUUUUCCCUGGGAAAUUCCUUGCUGUAGGAAGGAUUGCAGCCAGGGCUUAAGGUGACACCUCUGACCAGCCAUGCCCAGUGUGACUCUGCAGUCUGACUGCUGCUCUUCUCCAGCAAUCAACUCUCUCAAAUUUUUGAUUAAUAGGUUACCUAAAAGCAUAGACUAAAGCCAUUCAUCUAGAUAAACACCUGCUCAUUAGGAUUAAGGGUAACAAGAGAGUGAAACUAUGAGCUACUACCAACAGGUAAUUAUGUUGAAUAUUUAUUGAUGAUAUAAAAUCUGAAUAAUAUUUUUUAAAUUACUUAUUCUAGGUAGCGGCUUUUUAGUUAUAAAAGUAUUUGCAAUACAUUAAGUACUUACAUAAAAUAGUAUUUGCAGGUUAUUUUAAAUAAUCCAUUGAAAUAUCUUGAAAAGUGAGCUGGAAGAUUGGUGCUUUUCAAUAGAAAAAGGCUAAAUCUUGAUGCCCAGCAGUUUUGCAGGGUUUCUGUGAGCAGAGAACACCUGCCAGAGCACUUCAGGACAUGAAGCUGCUCAAUGCCACUGCCUACCUGUGCCCUUGAAUUUGCAUAAUGGAAUGAGGCUGUUCUGAGCCCUGGUAAAAACUGACGGGUCUGAUUACAAUAAUAGAAAGAAGCAUACCCUAUGUAAUUAGUGUUACUUUAUUGAUAAAAUUGAUUAAAAUUGAUUGAUGAAAUUAAUUGGGUUUUUAAUACUGUGUGUUUUUAAAUGACCACCUUAGGCACUUAUUUAAUUUUUAAAAAAAUUUGUUUGAAUUUCCUCCAUUUCUUUUGAGUUAAUGCUGAGACAACCUCAGUUUUUGUCGAGGGCAAAUUUCCUUUAUCUAUAGUUCUAAACCCUGUCAGAGCCUGACCAACCUCCUGCCACCAGCUGUGCACUUGUUUCACAGGUGUCAUUUCUGUGCAUUCUGUUAUUGGGUUACCACCUCUGCCAAUUUCAGACCAGAAAAAAAAAAUGCCCUGUGGAACAAAUUUGUACCUGAUGAAAGCAAAAGCCAAUUUUGGAAAGUUUAAAUUUCCGUCUUCAAUAGGCAGCGUGCUACAAAACCCUGAUCCUUGGCUGGGCUUAUGGUUCUCUCCUGAAUGACCUCACAUGCAAAAGCUGCAGGUUUUAUUAAUCUACUUUAUUAAUUUACAAAUGAUGGCAGGAAAGCAUAAUCAUCCCUGUCACUUGUUUCACUGUUUUUAUGUCUUAAAAAGCAAAGCCUGCUUAUUUGAGUGAAUAAAGCAGUACACAGGGGUAUCUGCUGAGAUGAUCAAGUUAAACACAGCUGACAUUCUGUAAAGCUCUUGCUAUAGUUUCUUUCUGCAGGGAAGCCAGGGAGUGCCCUCUUCAGAAAUACUUUCAAACCCUUUCAGAGCUGGUCUUAAACUAGUCCAAAGGACUCCUCUGGGUUGCUUAGAGAACAUGAAGUCUGUUCUAGCUUUUGUUUGCUUGGGGAAACACCUGCUAAGUCCAUUUUAAGCUUUUUUUUUUUUUUUUUUUUUUUUUUAAAUCCUUAAUUUCCAAAACCUGAGUGGUUUGCUUCUUGCAACUGAAACAUGUUUGUAUUUAAGGGCCUAAGAAUGCAUUUUGCAAUGCAUGGUGAGUGUUCUGUCCUAUCUUGGUUACAUGAUGUAAAUAGCAAGCUGUGUUCUGGGGGGCUCCUGGGAGCUCCUUUACAGUGCUGAGGGGUGGAGAAGGUUCAGUAGACGAUUCUCCUUACACUGCACCAGUCUUGCUGUGAGUGUCAGAUGGGGCAAGAGGCUGGGUUUGGUACAGAACUCAUGGAAUUGCCACCACUGACUGCCCUCAGUCUUUGGACCCCAAAGCCCAUCAGGGGCAGGUCCUGGGUGUUCCAUGCACCAUGUUUCCUCUGGCCUCGGGUGUUUUCUCUUUUGCUGUUACUAACAGGAUUUUGCUUUCAUUCUCCCUCUGAACACAUGGCCUGUGCCCACGGGCCAGGGAGCACAACUGCUGUGGGUCAGAGGGUGGCCACACCAACUUGCUCUCUGUGGCUUUUGCACAUCUCUGCACAUCAGUGUGUGUGGGGACAGUGCUUAGCACACAAUGAAAUGACUUUUCCUGGAGCUUCUAGAACUGAUGCCAGCAGGUCAGAGAUCACCUGAACACUUGUAAGCAAACCUGCAGGUAGAGCAGGUGUAGCCCAGUCCCUCAUGUGUGUCACUGUGCCUGGAAGUCUGGCGCUUUGUCCUGGGGGGAAAAGCCCCUACUCCCAGCUACCUCAUUUUUUCUUUCUUUGCACUUUGUCAAAUAUUUUUUGUUUUGUUUUAAAUCACAUUUUGUCCUUCAAUUAAAAAAAAACCUAAAAGCAGACAAGAAGCAGGACAGAAUGGUACCAUUGUCCAAGGACAGUUUAAUUUCAUUUUAAAUUAAUGUUUCUGUACAAAAAGACCAAGGUUGACCUGCAGCUGCUGUAAAAAGUAAAUAAAAAUUUCUAUUACUUGAUAAUAACUAUUAUACUUGGAAAUGAGAGUAGCAAUUGAAAGGCUGUCCUGAUGAUUUUUAAAUAGGAAGCGAUCUGUUCAAAAAAAUAGAAGUCUCUGCUCUUUUAAGGACAGAUCAGAUAGUUUUCUCUCUGCCUCUACUCUGCUCUCACUAUUUUGCCUGUGGACUUGAUACAUUAUCUUAAUAGAGAGAUUCACUGAUUUUUCUGUAAUGUCUACUUAGAUAUUUUUCUGUGGAGUUUCCCAUUUAAUCACCUGCAGAGGAAAAACUGUUCAAAUCACUACCUGCCUUCCAUACCUGAACUAAUGUCAUUGACCAUUUCUUUGUGAUCUUCAGGUAUGUGGGAUUUUGCUUAGAUUGAAAAAGUUUUUUAAAAAGUGUCUUUUCUUCUGCUCCUAAAGGUGCUAUUUCGACAUAGUUUUGAAUUCCUUACACUGUGCUUGACUUCUAAAAGUACCAAUAUAAGCUGGUAAUCAGCUUGUGUUUAUUCUGUGGAGUUUUUCUUUGAGUAUUCAAUCUCUAUUUUGAAAAGCAUCCCUUUUCAUAAAGAUGGCUUCCAAACUGUCAAAAGGCCUUAAUAAUGCAAAAUAUAAUGGGAAAAUGCUCCCUUUUCCCUUCUUUGUAAAGGCAAAACCAAGAAAUGCAUCACAGAGGAUAUUUUCCUCUAAAAUUUUGAGGAGCCACUGAUACUAACUUUGAAUUCAAUGUAGCAAACAUUUUAGUGGCCAUGCACAAAUAGCAGGGGUGAAACAAGGAGCUAUUCAUUAACUCUGCAGACUGUACCAAUUAGCUGCUAAUUCCAGAGCCUUCCAUUAGCAUCAUGGUGGCUAUUCCAUAAAUAUUAAUCUUCCCAGGCUUGGUCCCAGGACAUGGCUGUGUGUCUGGGACACGCUGACCCAUGUGGCUGGCAGGUCACUGGGAUGUUGUGCCCAGUGUAGGGUUUGUCUCAGACCCCUCCUGCUCAGCCCCCCAGGGUUUAGUGCUCAGGAGGAGGGAGGAGGGAAGCUCCAAGUGCUGCCAUUGCAGUGACAUCGGCUUGGGCACUCUGAGAAGAGGUUCUUGUAGACACAAGCUCUGGAGGCGAGAGCUGAAUUUUAGUCCUGCAUAGGAACUUUGUUGUUGUCCUUUUUCUGCUGCCUUUAUUUUCGUUUGAUCUGUAUCAUCAGUUUGGUUUAGGCAUUUGGUAACACUGCUACAGGAAGGUUUUUCUUUCUCUGAAGCACAUAAAGUCCUACUCCUGCCCUGUCUGAAGCAGCAGGAUCAAGGGUUGAUGUUUGAAUUUGUCCCAUCUCCAGACAUCAGGUUAUUUAUUGUCUUCUUAUAGGCUCUGCAGUCCCAGUGCUGUAGCAUUUUUCACUCAUAUUAAUGUCAGUGUCCUUUAGCCUUUUGAAAAGAGUCCAGAGACUGCCUUGUCCUUCUCCUCCUUCACACAUUGGGUGCUGCCCUCUGGACCAUCCAAACUCAUCCAGGCUGUCACUGCAGAGGAGCCACUGGUUGGUGGCCUCACAGGAGUAUCUGUGUUACCUGCAGUGCUUCUGAGAAACAGCUGAAAACUGUUGAAAACAGCUGAAAGUGGAGAAACUCUACUGAGCUUGCAAAUUCCUGAUCCUCUCAUUCUAGGGAAGGCUGAGGAGCAGCAUUGUUCCUUGCCUUGCAGCUGCUCCCUGCUGCACAGGUAAGGAUGAGUCCACACUGUCCCUUACGAUAUAAAGAUUGAUGGCCUGUUAUAGGAGAUUUGCUAUUUUGCAUUUAUUGUAUUUAAAUCUGAAACUUCUGGAGCUAUGGAACUGUGGGUUCUGGAACUAUGUCUGCAGUGUGGAACCACAGGUACUGGCCUGAAGAGCCAGGGAGCUUCUGGCCACCUGUUUUUCCACUGCACUUUUUUCUUUUUUUGAGAAACCAGAGAUGUGAAACUGCAUCCCAGUUUGUAUGCCCACUGCUCUAUAAUCCAGAGUGGGACCCUGAUAAGCUGGAAUUGUUUUACCUUCAGAAGGAAAAACUGAAAUGUAUUCACAUUAGAUGCUCUAUCUUCAGAGUUUUCUCUCGGUAAACCAUAUUUAUUGAGUUCCAUGAAUCUUGUGGGAUUGGGUUAAAGAAAUGAAUAUGUAUUAUAAGAAUGAUAACUAGUGUACUUAGUCUGACUAUGUACAGUACAAAUACUCUCUUAUAUCUUAAGAGAAUGAAAAAACGAUUGAAUAAUCCAAUUAUGAUGCCUGUAUUCCAUGAACCAAGUAAUAGGAGGGUGUUGGAAUGUGAUGUUACGUUGCUGCCGCUCUCCUAAAGGUUCAAUGUUCUGUCAAAUCUAAGAUCUUGAUAAUUACCAGGAUAUUGUCAGAAUAUAUUGCCACCUUUUCUACAAAAGGCACAUUGGUGUGGUGAGGUAAAAGUACUCACCUCUUCUUUACCAUCUGUGGCAUGCAGCUGGACAGCAAGGGUUAUCCCCAUCAUGCAGCUGUCGUGCUCUGACUCCUGUGUUACAGAUGUGGUUACUGUUACAGCCUUUCUGUGUGUGUACAUGUUCUGUGGGUCCUUCUGUGCUUUGUGUGGGAAUGGAGUUUUAUCUUUUAUGUGUCCACCUCAAAAUCUUUAGAAAUUAAUUGAUUAAUCACUUGGGGGCAGGGUUUGGAAUGCUCUGAUCGGGGUAUGCUGAGUUACUUCUGUUUAAAACAGGGAAAAAUAAGACAUAAAUGCUCUUUGACCUCAAUCAAACUAUGCAAUACAGCACACCAGAGAGCUGAAUUCCUUGUGAUACAGAAGUGCAGCUCCUGUGUCCUUCCAAACCCAGUCCUUGGUCCAAGGUUAGGAGAGCUUGUACUCAAUGGCUGCCCACGAAUCUCGUAUCCAGAUCAACUCUAGUUCACUGCUUUUGCUCCUGCCCCCUUGCCUGACCCAGCAGUUCCGCCAGGUCAGGUUGCUGGGUGUUUUGGCUCAGAAUGAUGUGAUCUCCGUGUGUGUCCCUCCUGUUGUCCCAUGGUGUUGUCAACUGGAGCUUGUCCUGUAACCCCACCACUGUGGCUUUACCCUCUGGGGCCACUUCAGCAUGUUUGCACCUCCCUGCCCUAGAGCAUGUCAGGUGUUUGGGGUUUGCUGUGCCCUCUGGGUUGGUGUUGUCUUGCUUUCCCUGUGUCAGUCACUUGUGGAUCUGGUGCUUACAGUAAAGAAUCCCUGUGAUGUCUCCAAUCAGUCCAAGUACGUUUUCAUUUCUGCCACUUCUGUGCGAGUUUGGUCUUUUUGCUUCUGUGGCAAUUCAGCGAUAAAUGCCCAUGUGGUCAGGACUUGUGGUAAAGGUUCUUUGUUCUCCCAUUGCUUCAUUUUUCCAAUGAAAUUUAUUCCUUGUGUUCUUCUUCUUCCCCCUGUUAAAAAACGGGUACAGUUUUUCCUGGUUCUGCCUCCCGUGAGGAGCUCUCCUCUCCCAGGUGAUCAUGAAUUCUUCAUUUCCUUAAGCCUGGACCUCAUACAGUUUCUGCCUCCUAAUUCCCUUUACUAUUUUGUCUCUCUUUAAUUGAGAUUGACCUCGAUUUCUUUCUCUGAUUCCAAACAGGGAUUUUGGUGCAUAGCCUGGGAGACAAGCAGGAAAGCUCUCUCUGUGUACAUCCAUUUCCUCCCCAGCACACGCGGUGUAAGGGGCUCAGCCUGUUCCAUUCCCUCCCCCAGGUUUUUCCUAGUGCUAAGCAGACCACAGGCUGAAGCCAUUUCUUAUUUCUUUUGGUAACUGAAAAUAUUAGGAGAUUUUCUUCUUCAGAAAUAGCCACUGCAGAUGAGCAGCUGGCAUGAGUGAGGGUUGUUAUGCUUCCAUAUUCAGUAUUUUUAAUUGAGGAACAAAUAAUUUAUUUUGGGGAAAAAUGUAAAUUUUUUUGUAUUUGUACGUCAAAGUGGCCUUUAUAGGAAAAGCACAUAAAAUAUUUAGAUUAAAAUUGCUUAGUUGUGUAAUUUCAGUGGGGAUUUUUGUAUUGACAGGGUUUCUAUGCAUUUUUCAAAAUAUACUUGCUGGUUUGUGUUAGAAUUAUUGGAAAUCUUUUAAAAAACAUGUAUUACCACAUUUUCCAUGGUUGAUCCCUUUACUAUCAUUCCUUUUGAAUACUAAAAAGAUUUUAAUUAACCCUGUAAAUUAAUUUUCCCCACAAAUAUUUGCAUUAAGUCAAUAUAAUGAGUUAUAGCAUGGGUAUGUAGCUUUAAGAAAAUAAGCCUAGUAGUGCAGCUUAAUUCUGGAGAGGUAUGUUUGCAGAAGGGUGGUACAGCAGCGUUUCAAUUGCACUUAAAACACUAAAUUAGGAAAUUAAGUUUUUGCUGUACCUCACCAGGGUUUUAUUAAACUAUGUCCAUCCUGUAUUGUUUACACUUUAGCAUUAUUUAACUAUGUAUUGUUUGUGCAGUUUGCAGUUCUCUGUUCUGUCAGGAUUAUGUGAACAUUAACAGAUAGGAAAAGUUUUGGAGUGUGUGGUGUCCUCGUGGGUUUGAUGUGAGUUUGGGGAGGGAGGAGAGAGGAAAGUCAGAUCCAUUAGUGCAUUUUUCCAUUUAAUGAUGUACACGUUUUCACAUUAGAUGGGACUGAAUAACUGAAGUUACAAUUGAACUGUGAGUAAAAUCAGUGGUUUGGGGGUGGGGGGAAUUAAGGGGUUGCAGAACUUCAGGCAAAAACCCUUCAGUUGCACUGUGGUACAACUGCCCUGACUGCCUUUGCAAAGCACAGCCCGAGGGGACACAUCAGACCUAUCCAUUUUUCUGGUUUUACUUUCUCUUCUCGAGGUGUUGCUGCAAGGUUUGCUAAGUAGGACCUUCCCAGGAAUGUUUAUCAACUGAGACUUGAGUUUUAUCAUUUUAUGUUUGUAGUUUUAAUUUUUGUUCUUGUUUGUGUUUCAUAGAACAUCCCUCAUGUUCACAGGUUAGUGUAAGUGCAGGCUUUCAGGUGUAGCACCAAAUGAGCGUUUCAUGCAACCAUGCAUUCUGUAAUUGAUGAAAAAUGUGCAAUUCUAAUGGUAUUUUGACCCAUUGCUGAAACACUGGGUUUUGCAAUUGAACAAACUCAAAAAUUGAAAACACUCUGUGUCUUCAUUAGAUGUCUUGAAGAUGAAACAAAAGGCAGUUACUCUAGUUGUACCCAUGAAAUUUGGUAUUUUUUUAAUAGUUUUAUGGUCUAUUUUUAGAAAAACACUAAUUUCUUGGUUUACUUUAGUUGCCAUAAAUUGCCCAGUGCAGAGUCUGGUCCACCUCCAUUUGUUUAUUUUCAUGGAGUAGUUGCACAAAAACUGGUAACAGCAAAGUAGGAAAGCUCUUUGGUUACUCACCAGUAGCUUCCCUUGCAGAAUUGCUUUGUGGCUCACACAUGGUAUGAAAAGGGACACGGGAAUUUUCCUGGAUUCAGUAGCACUCGCUUUGUUUACGUGUUCAGUAGGACAUUGGGUGACUAAAGGGAGGCUCCCUUUUUAAAGUAUUUGACUUGUGCUUUGAGGACUUAGUUGCCACUGUGCAAAUUGUGCUGUAAUAUUGUACCAAGGAUCAGUGAAAGUGUUUUAUCUUUUUUAAUGUCGUUUGUAUUUGACCGGGUUUUAUAAAUGUAAGAAAACAGAGUGUUGUAUUUUGAUCUGAAAUUUGCGUAUGGUAAAAGUAACUUUGCUUUAUGUAUCGGAGGUUUGUUCAGAACUUGAAUCAUUUUAUAGAAGGGUACAGACCAAAAUUAAUUGUCUUAAAGGUGUUUAAUAAAUUAACCAAAUAAAACAUUGAUUGUUUGAAAA
Messenger RNA from Taeniopygia guttata (zebra finch), 15457 nucleotides. RefSeq names its product gigaxonin (gene GAN). Gene Ontology annotation, molecular function: protein binding. Lineage: Eukaryota; Metazoa; Chordata; Aves; Passeriformes; Estrildidae. Gene Ontology annotation, biological process: cytoskeleton organization. The record is from RefSeq and is a predicted model, not a curated record.